Molecule: messenger RNA, 2087 nt
Organism: Loxodonta africana (African savanna elephant)
Lineage: Eukaryota; Metazoa; Chordata; Mammalia; Proboscidea; Elephantidae
Gene: SLC35H1
Product: solute carrier family 35 member C2
Exons: 10
Coding region: 322-1419 (365 amino acids)
Biological process (GO): UDP-glucose transmembrane transport
Cellular component (GO): endoplasmic reticulum-Golgi intermediate compartment; cis-Golgi network; Golgi apparatus
Molecular function (GO): antiporter activity
Source: RefSeq, a predicted model, not a curated record
GGCGGAAGUCGCCCCUCCCCGGCGCGGCAGCGGAGGCCUUCUCGCACUUCCGGCAGGAGGGAGCUGGCCCGGAGCUCCCGCGGAGGAGUGUCAGCCUGGGGCCCUGUGAGCCCUGCAUCCAGUUCACCAUGAAAGGUGUCGGAUCAGGCCGCCAGCCGGGUAGGUGAGGACCCUGCCUGGGGUGCCGCUGACCAUUCCGAAUCAUGGAGGCGAAGAGAACUGCCCUAGCCACGAGGCGUUCUUGUUGAGAGUUGGGACCCAGCUCCACUGGCUCCUGUGCGCCAUCUCCACCCAGCCAGCUCGGGCGUGCAGCGUCCCCGGAUGGGGCGGCGGGCCCUUGACGUGGCCUUUGUGUGGAAGGCGGUGCUGACCCUGGGGCUGGUCCUCCUCUAUUACUGCUUCUCUAUCGGCAUCACUUUCUACAACAAAUGGCUGACAAAGAGCUUCCACUUCCCCCUCUUCAUGACAAUGCUCCACCUGGCUGUGAUCUUCCUCUUCUCUGCCCUGUCCCGAGCGCUGGUGCAGUGCUCUAGCCACAGGGCCCGCGUGGUGCUCAGCUGGACCGACUACCUCAGAAGAGUAGCUCCCACAGCACUGGCAACUGCGCUCGAUGUGGGCCUGUCCAACUGGAGCUUCCUGUACAUCACCGUCUCUCUGUACACAAUGACCAAAUCCUCAGCUGUCCUCUUCAUCUUGAUCUUCUCCCUGGUCUUCAAGCUGGAGGAGCUGCGAGCGGCACUGGUCCUGGUAGUCCUCCUCAUUGCCGGGGGCCUCUUCAUGUUCACCUACAAGUCCACACAGUUCAACAUCGAGGGCUUCGCCUUGGUGCUAGGGGCCUCCUUCAUCGGCGGCAUUCGCUGGACCCUCACCCAGAUGCUCCUGCAGAAGGCUGAGCUUGGGCUCCAGAACCCCAUUGACACUAUGUUCCACCUCCAGCCGCUCAUGUUCCUGGGGCUUUUCCCUCUCUUUGCCGUAUUUGAAGGUCUCCAUUUGUCCACAUCUGAGAAAAUCUUCCGUUUCCAGGACACAGGGCUUCUUCUGCGGGUUCUUGGGAGCCUCUUCCUUGGCGGGAUUCUCGCUUUCGGUUUGGGCUUCUCCGAGUUCCUCCUGGUCUCCCGAACCUCCAGCCUCACACUCUCUAUUGCUGGCAUCUUUAAGGAAGUCUGCACUCUGCUGCUGGCCGCACACCUGCUGGGUGACCAGAUCAGCCUCCUGAACUGGCUGGGCUUUGCCCUCUGCCUCUCAGGAAUAUCCCUGCACGUCGCCCUGAAAGCCCUGCACUCCAGAGGUGAUGGCGGCCCCAAACCCUUGAAGGGACUGGGCUCCAGCCCUGACCUGGAGCUGCUGCUCCGGAGCAGCCAGCAGGAUGAAGAGGACAAUGAGGAGGAAGAGUACUUUGUGGCCCAGGGGCAGCAGUGACCAGCCAGGGGGAGCCCCUGGAAGUAGGCUGCCCGGCUGCAGCUGACACUCUGCCAGGCAGCUCCGCUGGUGGCUCCUCACGGCAGCUGGGGAGCCGGGGUGGGGAGUUGCCCAGCUGAGCCUCAGGGACGGCCUAUUGCCAUGUGGUGAAGCUAGGUCAGGGACCUGGGGCUCUUAUGCUUCUCUGCAGAGCUUGGCCAAAUGGGGUGAGCCCCAAGCCACAUGGCCCACGACCUGGCCCAAACUGGGCCCGGACUGUGCUGUAGUCACAGCAGGGGAAGGAGCGGCUGGUUCUCCUCAGUGUCUGCCAGACGCUGAGAGCCAAGGUCAUUAUUCCAGAAGCCUAGCAAGUUUCCAAGGGCCCUGGGUUUGGACUGCUGAGCAGUUGCGAAGGGAGAUGGAGAGGCUGGGGCCUCAUCACCUAAAGAGCAUCUUUGCUCAGAGAGCAGAUUUAUUUAUAGUUUGGAAAUAAAUGGUUUACGCUCCACUGGUCACCUCAGGUUGCCUGAAACCCAUUCUUGCUUGUCCUGGAGGUGUGGAGGCAGGGAGGGCGGGCGUGGAAACCACCAGUCAUAAUCCAGGUCUCCAGCAUCUUGGGCUCCUUUGCCCUUUCCUCAGGGCCCCCCCCACCUGCAGGCAGGAAUAAAAGGAAUGUUGACUGAGCACCA